GGUGCCUUCAAAAGGUUGCAACCAAAAGCACCAGUUGUUUAACAACAUUUAGGAAAAUGCUUCACAUCCUCUUUCUUGUUGCUCUCCUAUUCUUCCCAUCCUUCGAAGCUGCAGAUUUCUGCGUUGCAAAACUGAAAGGUGCAGGCAGUCCUUCAGGGUAUGCCUGCAGGAGCCCUGCAAAUGUCACAGUUGAUGAUUUUGUGUUCACUGGUCUAGGCAUUGCUGGUAACACUACGAAUAUUAUCAGUGCUGCUGUGACGCCAGCUUUUGUUCAGCAAUUUCCGGGAGUAAAUGGUCUUGGCCUAUCCUCUGCACGACUGGACCUUGCACCAGGGGGUGUUGUUCCAAUGCACACUCACCCUGCUGCCUCUGAAAUUCUCUUUGUAGCAUCUGGAAAAAUUACUGCUGGUUUCAUUUCAUCAUCUGCAAAUACUGCUUAUGUAAAAACUCUUAACAAAGGUGAUGUUAUGAUUUUUCCACAAGGGUUGCUUCAUUUUCAGAUAAAUGCUGGUGGAACACCUGCACUUGCUAUUGUUAGCUUCAAUAGCCCUGAACCUGGUCUGCAAAUUCUUGAUUUUGCAUUGUUUGGCAAUAACUUGCCCUCUCAGUUGGUGGAGAAAACAACUUUUCUUGAUGAUGCUCAAGUGAAGAAGCUCAAGGGUGUCCUUGGUGGUACUGGCUAGGCUUGUAUGGCAAUAUCCCUUCUUUGCUGUGUUGUAGUUGGAUUAAUUUUAUUACUGUGUUCUUCUUCCGACCUAUGGAUUUUUCUGAUCAUUGUUUAGUGAUACUGUGGAUCUGAGAUUUUUCUUAAGCAUUGAAAGAUGAUUGUAAUUUGUUCUGUCUCAUGUUAUCUGAGAAUUGUGUAUCCCAGUCAGUUUUUUGCAAAGAUGUGAACCUUCUUAAUUGACAAGUUUUAAUUUUUCUCA
Molecule: messenger RNA, 926 nt
Organism: Manihot esculenta (cassava)
Lineage: Eukaryota; Viridiplantae; Streptophyta; Magnoliopsida; Malpighiales; Euphorbiaceae
Product: auxin-binding protein ABP19a
Exons: 1
Coding region: 57-683 (208 amino acids)
Cellular component (GO): cell wall
Molecular function (GO): manganese ion binding
Source: RefSeq, a predicted model, not a curated record